Messenger RNA from Lactuca sativa (garden lettuce), 3312 nucleotides. RefSeq names its product receptor-like protein 13. The record is from RefSeq and is a predicted model, not a curated record. Gene Ontology annotation, molecular function: protein binding. Lineage: Eukaryota; Viridiplantae; Streptophyta; Magnoliopsida; Asterales; Asteraceae.
UGGGAGUGUAUCAUACUCCAAAAGGGAAAGGGUGAAGUUGAAGGAGUCACUGACAAAGUGACAAUGGAAUAGAUGGAAUAGAGUUAUGUAUGGAAAUUUUGAGCAUUGACUUGAUGACUUAUGUGUGGAAAUUUUGAGCAUUGACUUGAUGACUUAUGUGUGGAAAUUAUUAUUAUUCAUACAUAUUCAUUUCAUCAUAUAUCAAAUGUUUUCCAAGCAAAGCUAAGCAAACCAAACCUAACAGGAAGUUUAAUGUUGUGAGUGUCUCUACAAAGCCACCAUUAGCUGCUAAAAUGGAGUGUUGGGCUUGUAGUAAGCAUAAAUCAUUGCUAUGUUGGCUGUUGAUGUUAAUGAUGAUACAUAUUCUAAUAAUGGCUGGGCAUACACAAGGGGAUUGCGUAGAAGAGGAGAGAAAGGCACUACUGGAAAUCAAAACCUCCUAUAUGAAGUCAUAUGGUUCUGAAAUUGACAAUUUUCUCCCUACCUGGGUUGAUUAUGGUGGUGGUACCCCUGGGGAUGGUGGCAGCAACUGCUGUGAUUGGGAGAGGAUCAACUGCAGCACAACAACAGUGCAUGUGACAGACCUCUCUUUGUACAAUUUAAGAGGGGUGAUAGGGUUCGAUGCUUACUGGUAUAAGGAUGAAAGCAAGCUGUGGCCAUUGAAUGUUUCCUUGUUUCUUCAUUUUAAAGAGUUGACAAGUCUCAAUUUGUCACAGAAUUCUCUUGAUAAAGAGUUCAUGAAGUCAGGGCUUGAAAGGCUGUCGAGUUUGAAGAAGUUGGAGGUACUAGACCUUAGUGGGAAUCGUGAUAUCGAUAACGACAUCCUUCCAUCAUUAAAGACACUCACUUCACUCAAAGUCUUGGAUCUUAGCGACACUAGCUUGAAUGGAAACUUCCCUACCAAUGAAUUUGGUGCUUUAGAGAACUUGGAGGUGUUGGAUCUAAGCUAUUGUCGCUUCAAUGGUACCUUUGAGGUUCAAGGUUCUGAGAGGGUUUCCAUAUUGAGGAAAUUGAAAAGUUUAAAUCUUGCGGGCAACUGGUUUAAUGAAAGCGUCAUAACAUCUCUAAAAGCCCUUUCAUCGCUUACAAACUUGGAUCUUAGCUACAAUCAAAUGCCGGGACCAUUUCCAGCUCAAGAAUUAUCACAUCUCACUAACCUGGAGGAGCUGGAUUUAAGUUCUACCCAUCUCAAUGGCACACCAAAUAUCCAAGAUUGUAAGACCUUAUCGAGAUUGAAAAGGCUGAAGAGUAUAAAUCUAUCAUAUAACAAUUUCAACAAGAGCAUCAUAUCAUGCCUAACUGCCCUCCCAUCCCUCAAGAUUCUUGACCUUACAUCUUCUUUUUCAUGGGGAAGUUCCUUUCCUGUCCAAGAAUUCCUUAAUUUGUCUGAUUUGGAAGUCCUCCUCUUGAGCAGUAAUGGUUUCAAUGGAACAAUACCAAUUGAAGCUUUUGCAUCUUUUCACCAUCUGGAGGUCUUAGAUUUGAGUUGGAACAGUUUUGUUGGGAGCGUCCCAUCAGCAAUACAGGCAUUAUCUUCCCUAAGAGCUCUCUCAUUUGCUCGCAAUAAGCUCAACGGCUCAUUACCGGAUCAUGGGUUGUGUGAGUUGAAGAACCUCCAUGAGUUGGAUCUUAGUGGCAACAUGCUCCAUGGAACUCUGCCUCAGUGUUUGAAAAAUCUAUCAUCUCUUAAGUUGUUGGAUAUUUCUUCAAACCAAUUCUCAGGGAUACUUAAGCCAUCCCUCAUUGCUAAUCUUACAUCUCUCGAGUAUAUUGAUUUUAGUCAUAACAAAUUUGAAGGUUCAUUCUCCUUCAGCUCCUUAUCCAAUCAUAUAAAGCUUGAGGUCGUUCGAUUCGGAGGCGAUAAUGACAAAUCUGAGGUGGAAACAGAAGAGCCUAUAGGUUGGAUUCCAAUGUUCCAGUUGAAAAUUCUUGAGCUAUCUAAUUGUAAUAUGAAAAUGCCUAAAGGACAUGUCAUUCCUGGGUUUCUAGUUCACCAGCACAAGUUACGGCAACUGGACAUGUCACAGAACUCCUUGGAGGGACACUUCCCAAAUUGGUUGGUUAAAAACAACACGUAUCUGGAAGGUCUUGUUCUAAGGAACAACUUGUUUGUCGGUAUGCCACUGUAUAGGAAUGCUAAUAUGCUGGAGUUGGAUAUGUCUGGGAAUGGAAUGAUAGGUAUUAUUCCUGACGAUAUACCAAAGUUCUUUCCCAACAUGGGGCAUUUGAAUUUGUCCAUGAAUAGUUUAAGUGGUGUUAUCCCAUCCUCAGUUGGUGAAUUGAGUGAAUUAGUGAUGCUGGAUUUAUCAGACAAUGAGUUAUCAGGAGAAAUACCAAAGGGAUUGUUUACAAACAUCUCUAAGUUGAAUUUGUUAAAACUAUCAAACAACAAAUUGCAUGGCGAGGUACUCUCAGGAAGCUUAAGCUGGGGUUGGCUCCAAUUUCAAGUUAUCAUGAUAGGGUUUUCCUUUAGUUCCUAUUUCAAUAACGGGAGGAUUCUACGGUGGUCGUUUUCUAGCAACUUCGACUUCAAUGCAUUCGAAACAGAUGAUGAAGUUGAGUUUACAACAAAAAGGCUCUUUCUCAGCUACAAGGGAGACAUACUUGAUUACAUGGCGGGAUUGGAUUUUUCCUGUAACAAGCUAACAGGUGAAAUCCCACAACAACUUGGAUUCUUAACCCAACUUCGUGCUUUAAACCUGUCUCACAAUCAGCUGACUGGACCCAUUCCUGUGAGCUUCUCAAAUCUUACAAAAAUAGAGAGCUUGGACCUUUCUUCAAAUGGUUUGACCGGAAAUGUUCCAUCAGAACUGAUUAAGCUUACCUCGCUAUCUACUUUCAUUGUUUCUCACAACAAUCUAUCAGGCAGACUCCCAGAAUUUACUGCACAGUUUGGUACCUUCUCGGAGGCAAGCUAUGAAGGGAAUCCACUUCUUUGUGGACCACCACUCGUGAAGAAAUGCACAACUACUAAUUCACAGCUGACCAAUCCAUCAGAUGAAGAAGAAGACAAUGAGAAAUGGUAUGAUAUCGAUAUGACAUGCUUCUACGGAAGUUCUAGUUCCACAUGUUUUGUCUUCUUAUCGGGAUUUGUUGCAAUUCUUUACACCAAUCCUUGGUGGCGUAGAAGGUGGCUAGACUGGGUUGAAGAUUGUAUGUUUACAUUUUAUUACUCCCUUUCUGAUCUGGCAAGGAAGCCUUCCCUGACCAUUCAUAAGCAGGACCUCCAUUAGAAUGCGUGAUAAAAUAAAUGCAAACUUGUUUGUAUGUGUAUUCAUAUGUAUGAUGAUGUAUAAAGAAAGAUUCGACUAA